This is a messenger RNA of Ooceraea biroi (clonal raider ant), 2038 nucleotides long. RefSeq names its product tetraspanin-6. Gene Ontology annotation, cellular component: plasma membrane. Lineage: Eukaryota; Metazoa; Arthropoda; Insecta; Hymenoptera; Formicidae. The record is from RefSeq and is a predicted model, not a curated record.
GGAGCACGUUUAUUGAGACCGACUAGUCACCGACUAGUCGAGUAAAAUUUCUUAUAAAGUUCUAUUUUAAUAAUAUUUUAUAAUUAUUAAAUUAAUUAUUAAAUUUUAAUAAUAUUUAAUUAUCGAGUGUGAAAAAUUACCGAGAAGAACGAUGACGUCUGACGUCUCGAAAUCGAAUCUGGUGCGAUGCAAUAUGAUGCAAGAGUGGAUUCAAACUCUUCAGAUUCUUUGUAACGUCAUAUUAAGCUUAAUAGGGAAGGGCGGAAUACUUGUGAGCAUCCUGGCCGCAAUCGGUUUUUACAAUGAGCUGAAGCUGUUGGAUCAUUAUCAGAACGUAAUCGUCAAUGUUUUCUUAGCCUACUCGGUUGUACUGACUGCGAUCGGUUGGUUUGGUAUUUUUACGGGUUUGCGAAAUUACGACAGAUUACUGUACACGAAUGCAGUAUUGUUAGGCGCAUUUCUAGUAACUUCUACAGUUUAUGUUGCUACGACAGGCAUAAUAACGGAUUAUACGAAAACUGGCCAUUUAUAUAAAGAUAUGAGAAGUGAUAUGAAAAAUUAUAAUAAGCAUGAUACGAUGGAUAUUAUUGAUACUCUACAAACUACUCUUCUGUGUUGCGGCCUCGAUGACAUCACCACGUGGAACACUAGCAACUUUCCCAAGUCCUGUUGCCGAAAAGCUCAAAGCAAGACAGAAUGCAUUUUAGGUUCACCAUAUUUGCAAACUAAUGGAUGUUUUGAAGAGUUCCUUCGUAUAGGACGUUAUUAUGCUUGGAUUCUCUUUACCGUCGUAGCGGCCUGUGGUCUUUUCGAGAUUCUUGCAAUUAUCCUGUCACAUGUGAGAUACCAAGUUAUUAAAGACAGAAUAAAAAAAAAUCAUGCCACACAAAAUGCACAAAAUUUAACAAGAUGCAGAAAAAUUCCGAGAGCUGUGACAUCCACGAUGCAAAACAAGAGGAACGAAGAGGACGAAGGGAAAAAGGAAGACAAUAAAGAGGAAACUAAAGAGAAAACCAAAAAUGUCGCAGAGAAAAGUGGAGAAGCGCAAACACCAGAGAAAAAAGACAACGAAGAAGUAACGAAAAAGAGAAAUCUAUAUAUCUCCAAGGAAGUUAUAGACGAGUUAAUAUCAAAACGCUUCAAGAAUUAAUUUCUUAAUUUUUAUUUAUGAAGGUUACUUGCCUCUUCUUUUGAGAUCUUUCUCGCAAUUAUCGCAGCGUAAUGGAAUACCAGAUAUCUCCAACAUUCUGAUAUUUAUUAUGUUUAAAAUCCGUUAAUUAAGUAAAUUUUUUAUUUAUAGAAUGUCCUGACGAUAUACUUUCACUGAUAUCUCCAACGUUAUAGGUAAUUUUGCAAGACUCGUGACUUCGUGAGUUUAAUAAAUUUCUGCAGUUAGUAAUGUUUCUGUGUAAAUAGAGUGAUUCACAUAUUUUAAACAUCACGAUAUACGAGUACAUCAAAUAAUUUAAAUUUAUUUGAAGAUUAUCGCCUUAUUGGAAAAUAUAAAAUAAUGUUACAUACAUGUUUAUUAGACAAAUUAUGUGUGAGUUCUAAAUUAAAGUAUCGAAUUAAAAUAUCGAGAGCUAUUUUCUAAAAAUGAAAUGUUAAUUAAUGUAAAAACAUAUAAUCUACAUUUGCAUUCAGCACACAUUUAUACAAUCACGCAAACAAAUUGAUCCUUCGAUUAGAUGAAGUAUUAGCAUAAAAUGUAUACGUCAAUAUAUAUAUAUUAUAAUCAUAAAUGUCGACAGUACACCAAUAUUCAUGAUUAUUCUGCAUUAUUUUAUAUUAUUUGUUGUGUGAUAUAGGAUAUAGUAUAAUUAUAAACUAGCUCUCAGCACUUUUCAUCUAACAUCAAUUUACAUCAUUUCAAUACAAAUCAGGAAAAAUGGAGGUAAUGUUCGUUUAUUUUAGAGGUAAAUUUCUAGAUUUCUUCGGAGUGGACACUUAUCAUUAUCUACGUAUAUAAAAGCAGAAGCACGAUGUAGAGAUAUAUUAUAAAAUAUAUGUAUUGCAAAUAUAUUGGACAUUAAUCGAA